UCCCUUCCAAUCCACCUUGAGGGCUUGUUCGUUUGGGCCGGGAUCGGCCGGGAUUGCGGCCCGAUCCACGUGGAACAUCCCGGUCUGGAUAGAUUCCCGACCCACAUUGGAAGAGCUGUUCGGUUAGUCCACUCGUGAUUCCAUCACCGGCCCAUUACCGGCGAAAUCCUUCACCCCGGCCCGGGAACCAUCCCACGAGUCUAGACGUGUGGAACCGAUCCCCUGGCGCUAGCACACGGACGAAGCAACACACGGCGGCGGUGGCGGGGGACGACGACGUCAGCACGGCGAUCUUCUCAGCGACGGCUUUCUCUCCAGUAACCUUCUGGCUGGCUUUGCAUCUGUAGAUCACUUCUGCUAUUACUAUCUCAGGUUUUGAACUUAGAAGCCCUAGCAACUCGGUGGCAACUGGUAACAACAGCCUAGAAUUGUGGGUUGUUGGAGAUGUUUGUAUUUUUAAUUCUUGAUCACGAUGAGGACAUGUAAAAAGUUGACAAAUUAGCAUUGUUGGUGGUAACUGGUAGCAGCAACUCUGUUUUAUUUUCAUGUAGUGUAUUUCCUAAAAAAGUUAUUUAAAUAUUGUGUAAACUACAAAUUAGCAUAACACAGUUGAUUGUGGGAACAAGCGAAUUGCAAGCAGCGGCUCUUUUUUUAGAAAAAUAUAUUUCAUACAUUAGAAGCCCAUACUUCUCCUUAACUAAUUCCUGUAUUAUCCCUGCCAUAACCGAACACAGGGAUUCUAGAGGGGGUUAGAAGCAGGGAAUCAUACCCCCACAGGGAGGGAUUGAGUGAAGUGGAAGGGAUCCACUCAAUCCCUCUCUGGAUUGCCUCCCCUAGGGGUUUAGAUCCCUAGGAACCGAACAAGCCCUCAAUCCUCAUGAUUUUGGGAUGAAACGAACAUGGCCUCAAUGGGAUGAUGGUAUUCAAUGAUGAUUGUCAUGAAUGGAGCUGAAAUAUUGUUAGUCCCUUUUUUAGCAUCCAAUUUUUUCUCUCAUUUUUAAUUUAGUUAUGACAUCUCCCUGUUUGUUGAAGGGCAGUCCUGGUGCAACAGUGAGAGCUGUCUCACUGAGUCAUCAGGUCACGGGUUCGAAGUAGUCUCUCCGUAUUUGCGGGAGAAGGCUUGCUUUGGUUUAUCCCUAUCCUAGACGUCACAUGUGGGAGCCUCCAGCAGUGGAUCUACCUUUUUUUAUCUCCCUGUUUGUUGAAAGACUACUUGCUUGCAUAGGUGACGUUCCAUCUUUCAUCCAUCUCGUGUCUAUAUGUUCAAGAUGGCGCCAUUGGUUCCUCAGCAGAAUGUGAUGCAAAGGUUCAGGUCAUUAGUGAUAAUCCCUCUGCUGUUAUGUUACUGUCGAAAGUCCUUUGGAAAAUACCAGAUCGUGCGAUUUCCCAUGACACAUCCCCUUUGACUAUAUAUGCUACCAGUUCAAUAAGCAGUAACAACGUUAAGACUGUUCUUGGUUCUGGAACACAAUAUGCUAAUGGAUUUGCUGUGGCGGAUAUUGAACGAUCAUCUCUAAUCCUAUGCGGUAAAGCAUUUGCUAAUUCAGCUAUCGUGAAAGAUGCACUUGCUGCUAUGACAGCCCCAAUAUUGUCUGCAAGAGGAGGCCUCCCGGUUCCAGGAUGGAUUAUGAGCUUUGGUGGUUCUAUUGUAUUAUUGUUUGCCCUAGUGGAAAUCAUGAUGUCCUGCACAGAAAUCCACAAUGCUCUAUUGUCCAUUGACUGUGGUGCAGUCAUCUCUUCCAAGGGGUCUACUGUGCUUUUCCCAACAAAGGCAAGCAGGGAGCAGAAACUGCUUACCGAACCAACUGGAGUAAUUAUCGUAUCAUCUGAUAGCUCUGGUGUCAUACCAUCUGUAUGCAAGCUCUCUCCUGGCCAGGCUGCCUACCAUUUCUUGGCUGGAUAUCACGAUGGAAAAUUUGUCCCAGCAUACACUAGAGCCCCCUCUCCUGCUGACCCACUUGCACUUGCAAUUUCUUUAUUCUCACAUUUGAAAGAAGAUGAUACACCGGCAUAUCUGAUCAACGCUAAGCACUCUGGAAAGUACAUUGGCGGCAAUGGGCUUAUGAAAUUAUUAAAGCUGGCACUAUCUCACGAUCUUCCUAACAAAAAAACUGAAGGCUCUAGAGUUCAAGCUCUGCAACGGGAGGUCUGUUCAGUUUGACGUCGGCAACGUGGUCAUGGUGACAAGGAACACCGGAUGUGUAGGAGUGAUCAAGAACUGGGAGAAGCACAAGGGCAUCUUCGAGGUCAUCGACGUGCUGCUUGGAGCUUUUUUCAUGCUAUGUCUAGUUUUCUCCUAUUUGUUGUACAGGAAAACAUAGAAUGGAAUUCAAAUUUGGUGGUCGCAAAAGUGUGGAGACUUGAAUUCAUAUAAAGUUAGGCUUAACAUUAGUGCAAACAGUUGUAUUUUAGUUUAGAUUUAGAGUACACUUAUAUAUGCCUUGUUUGACAAUGCUUAUUUAUGAUAUAUUGAAUGGUACUUAUUUAUAUUAUAUUAAUUAUAAUGUUGUUCAAUA
Molecule: messenger RNA, 2516 nt
Organism: Zea mays
Lineage: Eukaryota; Viridiplantae; Streptophyta; Magnoliopsida; Poales; Poaceae
Exons: 8
Coding region: 1340-2161 (273 amino acids)
Biological process (GO): gluconeogenesis
Cellular component (GO): cytosol
Molecular function (GO): phosphoenolpyruvate carboxykinase (ATP) activity; ATP binding
Source: RefSeq, a predicted model, not a curated record